AUGCAAAAAAAACUUGAGGCAGUAGAGGACGAUUUGCAAGUUUUGGAAAGUGAAGUCGAAGAAGCUCAGAGCGCUCAUCUGGAAAAACAGCACAAAUGGAUUAGUGAUGAGAAAAGACAUUUUGGAAGGGCUCUCUCUGCAUACGAUUUUUCCAAUUAUAGUAUGGAAAUAGGGAUGAAGGCACUUGCUGAAAAGAAAAAAAGGAAAGAAUUUUUAGAGAAUACGAUCAAUGCGAAAGCGAUGCAUAUGCUUGGGACCGCUGAGGAGCAAUGUCGGCAGGUCGAGCUGAAGAAACAGCAACUCAAGAAAGACAAGGAGAAGCUGAUGGGAGUCAUAGCAAAGUUAGAUGAGAAAAAGAAGAAUGAAAUUUUAAAGGCUCAUGAAAAGGUUAACAAAGACUUUGGGAAUAUUUUUUCGACAUUGCUUCCUGGGACAAGUGCUAAGUUGGAGCCGCCAUUCGGAGCUAAAUCGGCUUUGGAGGGCUUGGAGGUCAAAGUUGCAUUUCGAGGGAAGUGGAAGGAAUCACUUGGAGAGCUUUCUGGAGGGCAGCGGUCGCUGGUGGCUUUAUCUUUAGUUCUGGCUAUGUUAAAAUUCAAGCCCGCUCCGUUAUACAUCCUAGACGAAGUCGAUGCAGCCCUUGAUCUCUCUCACACUCAAAAUAUUGGGGCAAUGAUAAAAGCCCAUUUCAAAGAGUCACAGUUUGUGAUAGUAUCGUUGAAAGAUGGUAUGUUCAACCACGCAAAUGUCCUUUUCAAAACUCGAUUUGCUGAUGGUACUUCGACGGUGACUAGAACUGAAAAUCGCAGUAACUGGAGCGGUGAAGGUGGUGCUGAUGAGAUUGUUGGUGGUGAGGGCGAGCCUGAGAAGAAGAGACGGAGGAAAAGCUAA
Messenger RNA from Enterobius vermicularis (human pinworm), 888 nucleotides. Lineage: Eukaryota; Metazoa; Nematoda; Chromadorea; Rhabditida; Oxyuridae. The record is from the annotation of a GenBank genome assembly.